Messenger RNA from Thunnus maccoyii (southern bluefin tuna), 2112 nucleotides. Its product is annotated as solute carrier family 23 member 1-like. Gene Ontology annotation, biological process: transmembrane transport. Gene Ontology annotation, molecular function: transmembrane transporter activity. The coding region runs from base 1 to 1854 and encodes 617 amino acids. The record is from RefSeq and is a predicted model, not a curated record. Gene Ontology annotation, cellular component: membrane. NCBI's taxonomy places the organism in Eukaryota, Metazoa, Chordata, Actinopteri, Scombriformes, Scombridae. The transcript has 12 exons.
AUGGAUCCAGUAAAGGAAAUGAAUGGCCUUGACAAUCUUGCUUUUGAGCAGCCGAAUGAACAAGUUACUGAUCAACCUGGGGAAAAUGUGGUUAAAACUCAUGGAGGCAGCUGUGAAGUGGAGGAAGACAGAAAUAAACCAACCUAUUGUGUAACUGAUGUUCCUCCCUGGUACCUUUGUAUUUUCCUGGCCAUUCAGCAUUACUUGACAGCAUUCGGUGGGAUUAUCGCCAUCCCUCUCAUUUUAGCGGAGGGGCUGUGUCUGCAGCACGACAGCCUGACUCAGAGUUACCUCAUUAACACCAUAUUCUUCGUCGCCGGUCUGUGCACAGUUCUGCAGGUCACGUUCGGUGUCAGGCUUCCCAUACUACAGGGCGGCACAUUUGCCUUAGUGACACCUGCCAUGGCCAUGCUGUCCUCGCCAGAGUGGAAGUGCCCUGCUUGGACCCAGAACGCCAGUCUGGUCAACACCUCCUCGCCUCUCUUCAUAGAGGUGUGGCAGACCCGCAUGACAACACUGCAGGGCUCUAUCAUGGUGGCAUCUCUCCUCCAGGUCCUGGUUGGAUUCUCUGGCCUCAUCGGCUUCCUCAUGCGCUUCAUCGGCCCUUUAACCAUUGCCCCCACAAUCUCUCUCAUAGGCCUGUCACUGUAUGAUUCAGCCGGAGUCAAGGCUGGCAGUCACUGGGGCAUCUCUGCUAUGACCACAGUGCUGAUCAUCCUGUUCUCACAGUACCUCCGACACAUACCAAUCCCUGUUCCUGCAUACAGCAAAGACAAGAAACUGCACACCUCAAAAAUCUUUAUCUUCCAGAUAAUGCCUAUUCUGCUGGGCAUAUCGGUCUCAUGGUUAGUGUGCUACCUCCUCACCAUCUAUGAUGUCCUACCAUUUGAUCCAGCUGAGUAUGGCCACCUGGCUCGUACUGAUGUGAAGGGAGAUGUGGUGAGUCGGGCUCCCUGGUUCACACUUCCUUAUCCAGGUCAGUGGGGUAUGCCAACUGUGAGCCUGGCAUGUGUGUUUGGCAUUAUGGCUGGAAUAAUAUGCUCCAUGGCAGAGUCUGUGGGCGACUACUAUGCAUGUGCCAGGCUGUCAGGGGCCCCUCCUCCCCCAAAGCACGCCAUCAACCGAGGAAUUGGUAUCGAAGGGAUCGGCUGUGUGUUGGCAGGGGCCUUUGGCACCGGCAAUGGCACUACCUCAUAUAGUGAAAAUGUAGCCGCCUUAGGUAUAACUAAGGUGGGUAGUCGAACAGUGAUUCUACUAAGUGGAGUUUUUAUGAUUUUGAUGGGGAUGCUGGGUAAAAUUGGAGCCAUCUUCUCAACCAUCCCCACCCCUGUGAUUGGAGGGAUGUUUCUGAUCAUGUUUGGAGUCAUUACCGCCGCCGGAAUUUCCAAUUUGCAGUCAACAGAUAUGAAUUCCUCCAGGAAUAUCUUUGUUUUUGGUUUCUCCAUGUUUUCUGCACUCGUCAUUCCAAACUGGAUCAUGAAGAAUCCUGAUUACUUAGUGACAGGUGUGACAGAGCUGGACCAAGUGUUGCAGAUAUUGUUGACCACUCAUAUGUUUGUUGGAGGGUUCCUUGGCUUCUUCCUUGAUAACACAAUUCCUGGCACUAAACGUGAGCGUGGCCUGUUAGCCUUCGACAAAGUGCAUCUUGAAAACUCUAGCAGCGUCUUGAGAGCUGAAGAUGUAUACGACCUUCCCUUUGGCAUCACUUCUUACCUCUCAUCUCAAUCCUGGGUUCGUUACAUCCCUUUCUGCCCAUGGAGGGGGCAGAAAUCUCAGUACGAGUCUAAGAACGAUAUGUCCCAGGGCCAGGACAGAGAGCAUCUGCCUGAUAACGUAACAGAAUGUGCUCUAUAAGACCACACUUCUCAGGGCACUCUAUCUCUAGCUUUGACUUCUUGUUAUUUCUCUAAAUUGAAACACUUUCUAUUGUUGCACUGAUUGUAAGUUGCUAUGCAUUACAGCAUAAGUCAUAUAACAUAAAUGCACUUUCUCAGCUUUUGUUUGAUUUUUUUUUUUUUUUUUUGAUGUACACCAAAUAACUACUGCUAUUUUAUAUUUUCACCAUGUGAGCCUGUUUACAGAAAGAAAUAAAGUGUGGACUGUAGCUCUCUC